UUCUUUUAGAAACGCUGCGCCUCUGCGCCUUGAGAGUGCGCUAUAGGUGUGGAAUAAGAAUUGCACAUAUUUGUGCGACCUUACGUUGAGGGGUAAUAAUAACUCUUCGAAGAAAUGUGAGAUUAGACAUUGUUUAAAUUCCUUUCCGCUGCCGGGAUUCGUGAUAAUCAUUUCGUUACCUUACUGCUUUUCGGCUCUGCGGCGAAACAAACACUCGAAUUAAAACCGCCUAUUAGGUAAAUAUACCUACGUUGUUAUCACUCGGACUAUGCGGGACUGGGUAAUAGAUACCUACAUGACCGCUUAGCGGCGACGUCUAGUUUCCGACGAUGCAUCGUUUGCCCACCGGAUGGUCCCGUAUCGGUAACGGUGGUUUUGCCCCGGUUCCGCAAAUCGAUACUCCGGACGAACAUGACAAUGGCUACCAACAGCAACGGAGGGUGACUCCUGGAGACUUUAAAAGUCAAGUUCGACAGGUACUCCAACGAAGAGUAUUGGAAGAAGAGCAGGAACACGACCACAGGAGUGUUAAGGGAAGUGUCCACAGCUCUCCCGCCUUUUCGGACACAGCCCUUAUAGGGGGUGAUUAUUUGGAUGUACCAAUCCAUCAUUACGACGAAGUGAAUCUCGGUGGAGACUAUAUCGAAUAUCAUGAAUACUACGCCCCUCAAGUUGCAGGUCUUACGCCAAGCAUUAAAGCCAGUGACGGGCUGGAAGUCUGCUCUGGCCCUUCUUACUUGUCCCCUGGAGGGUUCCAUGUUGAUGACCCCUUGAGUGACUUGAGCUAUCGUGGCUCAGAAGGGAAGAUCGAGGAAGUUCCCGGCGAACCUCAAAACUACAAGCCGCCCGCCUUGAGAAGUCGGUUCUUACUCAUCCUCUUUCUGAUUCUCGUAACUCUCGUUGGGUUGGCUGAGGUUGCAAUUAAACUUCUACCCAACGAUUCUGGUACCACUGCACCUUCUCAAGUUCUCAAUGACACGGUUGAAAUCCGUCCACGGUCUAUUUUCGUUGGUAGAACUGGCCUAUAUAAACCUGUCGCACUCUUUAAACGCCAAAAUAGUACUACUCCAUCAGAGACGACAAGUGUAACCUCGACGGAAAGCUCAUCAGCUUCAACAUCGUCAACAAUUCCGAAGUUUCCGGGUCAUCAUGUUAGCACGAGUACCAUCGAGACACCAGUGUCGUCAACCACAGCCCCAAUCAUAACUUGGCCUCCAGAGAUUCCACCCUCUGCUAGUUCAACUCCACUAACAGAUCCACCCCUACCCUUACCUAGCACGACGUCGUCUUCACUUCCCCUAUCUUUUUCUAGUACUGUAUCGCAAGCUGAACCUCCACCGCCUCCACCUCUCCCUCCGUUUCCACCUCCACCCCCACCACCAGCUGCUUCCACUAGUUCUGAGGAUAAACCAUCACCACCUGAAAUUCCUUCCGCAAUUCCAAGUUUUCCGGGAGAGCAAUGGCCGUCACAUACAUUAGAUCCCUCCACUUUCACAUCUAUUACAAAUCCUGAUGGAACUGCUCCUCCCAUCCCCCCUUCAACCUCGUCAACGGAUCCCAAUAACCCGCCUUCGCCAUCGUUGCCUGCGGGUCCUCCAAAUCCAGAGCCCACGCAUUCCGAUCCCUCGCCAACAGGUUCUACAGCGCCUUUACCUACAGACACUCCGUCUUCGUUUCCUCCACCCACGUCAACUUUGCCUAAACCUCCAUCCUCGUUGCCGAGUCCCCCAAAUGGGCCUGUACCAGAUCCUCCAUCUGAUGCUACUACGCUCUCAUCCACGAGUACUUUUACCACGGAAACUUUAAGUACAAUUACUGGUUCAACUUCUCCCGAUUCUCCGACUGAAUCAAUGAGACCGACAGAACAGUCAUCUUCUGGAAUAUCAAGUAGCGUAAAAAGCACCUCCAUGCCUAGCACAAUUACGACGACUCAUCCAGUCGAUACAAACGCGCUGCUGCCUGCUAGCAGUACUCCAAAGCCGUUUUCGACAAUUACCAUAGUACCUGAUACGCAGCCACUGCCUCCACUUAUCACGACAACGAUAACAACUUCAGUAUCGCAGCUUACUGGGCUCCCUAUAGAGACUACUUUUGUUAGCAUCAUAAACAAUGUUAAAGCUUUUGCGGAUGAUGACGUGGUAGAUAUCGUUUCCGUGUACAAGGACUCUCAUGGCAAGCCAACUAGGACAACGACAAUUCAUGCGCAAAGAGUGUCUGUCGGAACAAGCCUAGUUGUCCUCUACAACCCUAUGGAGACGACCCUUACAGAUUACCAAGGAAUUGGAACGAAAACACAAGAUUAUUAUAUCAGCUCGUCCACGCGGGUCUUUUACGAUAAGAACCAUCGCCCGACGGCCACAGAGAUUUCAACAAUCACGGAAACCUUAUCACUUAUGACUCUUACCGAUAGUAAUGGGGUUCCGACGAAGACGAAAACUGAACUUGUUCCCAUGUCUUCAACAAUUGUUACUACGGUCGUAUUACCGACUUCAACAGCCUCAUCGAGCUCGAAGGAGAAUAAGGCCCUACAUGUAGUACCUAUCUCUAAUGGACAGUAUUUCCUGGGCCUCAUGUUCCCUACCUUCAUUGCGAUUAUGGUGUCAAUUCCGAUCCGAAUCAUUGACCAAAAUGCGAGGCUUUACCAGCCAUUCAAUGCUUUGGUGUCUUCUCGAGGAGCCAAAGCCUGUGACACAUUAUGCUUCCCAACCACUAGCACUUUGUGCCUGGCAGGGCGCAUUCGCGCGCUAUUAAAUGGACAGAUUCUCCUUACAUUAACAGGGUUAUUAGUAUUGGGAAGCGUCAUAAUGAUUCCCUUAAGUUCCGAAGCCGUUGGGAUCAUUCUGGAGGGGCCGGACUGCGCGACAGCAACAGGGGACACUUUAACCUGUUCGAUGGCGCUCGGUGUCUACUCGGCACGAGCACAGAUUGCUGUAGCACUUCUGGCAUUGAUGGCGGUCAUCGUCGGACUAUCAAUGGUCGUGCUUCGAAAAUGGAAAACUGGGGUCAAGGAGAACCCGUGGAGCUUAUUUCGCAUGGUACACCUCGCCGCGAACGACGAAAUAAAACUUCUGGUACGAAGACGCCUACGCAAGAAGAACGGCCAUAUUUCAAAUAGCCAAUUGAAUGAGGCCUUUAAGGGAAGAUCUUUCGUCCUCAGUUAUUGGAAUGAUAAUGGAGAUCUAAAAUAUAGCAUCCUCAUCCCAAACGGAACGCAUUCAUCGAAGAAGGAUGGGAAGACAGUCGCCUUUAAAAAGGGUAGGGCCUCACAACAUCAAACAAAGGGGGAUACGAUGCCUUUCUUCAUCCUAACAUGGACGGGAAGGCUUCUAUUCCUAGGCCUAUUAUGCGCCAUGGAUAUUGGUUUAUUGGUGUAUACUAUUGCGGGCGAAGGCCAAGGAUACACAGAAUUCAUGACAGGCAGAUGGCGCAUUGUGCGAUUUAUAUUUACUCUUUUCGGCGUUAUCAUCUCGCUAAUUUGGGACGAUUUCUUCCAAGCCGUUGCGUUUCUUAGCCCCCACAAGCUUUUCCAUCGGAUUCGACUCUAUCAUGGGGAUGCCGGAAAGAUGACACCUCCAACAAAUGCUUUUAGUGGUAUAAGAUCUUCACUAAAACACGAACGGCAAGAUAUCUACCUCGGCAUCGUUUCGGCCACGUCUAUUUUAUCCGAGAUUCUACCCCUACUUCUUAGCGUAGCGUUGGACAAGUGUACAGAAACCUUUUGGGCACACACGGUAUGUCUUUGGAUGGCCGUAUGCCUCCUGAGCAUAAUGAUUCUCACGAUAGCUGGUUCAUUUUUCGUCUCAUGGCCAGACAUGCCCAUCGACCCCAGCUUAAUUGCUGGUGGGAUUUAUUACGCUCUGACCAAGUACAUGCCUAUGAGUCCAUCUUCGGGACUUCUCUUCGGUCGAGUAAGCCCCGGAUUAGUUUGACGAAUUAUCACCAGCAAAGAGCUGUUUUAAAUGGGGGACUUCUUCAUUAUGGUAUG
Annulohypoxylon maeteangense is the source of this 3985-nucleotide messenger RNA. RefSeq lists its product as uncharacterized. Lineage: Eukaryota; Fungi; Ascomycota; Sordariomycetes; Xylariales; Hypoxylaceae. The record is from RefSeq and is a predicted model, not a curated record. Bases 330 to 3929 code for a protein of 1199 amino acids. The transcript is spliced from 3 exons.